Messenger RNA from Calypte anna (Anna's hummingbird), 3147 nucleotides. RefSeq names its product golgi transport 1B (gene GOLT1B). Gene Ontology annotation, cellular component: endoplasmic reticulum; membrane. The coding region runs from base 119 to 535 and encodes 138 amino acids. The record is from RefSeq and is a predicted model, not a curated record. Gene Ontology annotation, biological process: endoplasmic reticulum to Golgi vesicle-mediated transport; retrograde transport, endosome to Golgi. NCBI's taxonomy places the organism in Eukaryota, Metazoa, Chordata, Aves, Apodiformes, Trochilidae. The transcript is spliced from 5 exons.
CUUUCAGCCGGCGGCGGGGAGAAGGAGGCUGCGUGUUUCCGGAAGACGUGGCCGUUACCGCUGCUGCAGCCGCUUCUGCUGCUCCCUCUGCCCCGCUCCUGUUCGCCCCGCCGCCACCAUGAUUUCCCUCUCGGACACACAGAAGAUUGGAAUGGGACUUACAGGCUUUGGAGUGUUUUUCCUUUUCUUUGGAAUGAUACUCUUCUUUGACAAAGCUCUUUUGGCUAUCGGAAAUGUUUUAUUUGUGGCUGGCUUGUCUUUUGUUAUUGGUUUAGAAAGGACAUUUAGAUUCUUCUUUCAAAAACAUAAAAUGAAAGCAACAGGCUUUUUCCUGGGUGGUGUGCUCAUAGUUCUCAUUGGUUGGCCUUUAGUGGGAAUGAUCCUUGAAAUUUAUGGGUUCUUCCUAUUAUUCAGGGGGUUCUUUCCUGUGGUGGUUGGCUUUAUUAGAAGAGUCCCAGUUCUUGGAUAUCUCUUGAAUUUACCUGGUAUAAGCUCGCUUGUAGAUAAAGUUGGAGAAAGCAACAACAUGGUAUAAUGACAAGAGGACAGAAGACUGAUUCUAAACUUACUGUAUUAUUUAUAAAAUCCUUUUGAAGAAUACUCAGCACAAAGAUUAUGUUGUGUACAAAGGAAAAGCUUGUUACAUUCUUUACAUAACAGUUUAAAUUAAAAUGUAUAGUCAACAAUAUACAUUAGAAAAGAAGCUCAGCAAGUAUGCUUCUAGGAAAGUAACUCCAGAGUUCAAGAAGUAAACUGAAGAGGGAAAAGUCAUGGAAUAGCCCAUGUUACAACUGUUCAAGACUGUUUUUUUUGUUUUUGGUGAACAUGCUAGAAGCAAUGAACCCUUGUGGAAUUAAUGGUGCCUGUACUUUACCUCCUUAUUUUGAAGGUCUGGUAGAGUAAACAGGCUCACAUCUUUAAGGGUGAUCCAAACUUACCCAGCCCUCUGCUUGCAAUGCUCAGAGUGCAAAAAAAACCAAAAAAAAAAAUCUAAGAAAACUUCUUGUGUAAGAAGAGCUGCAUCUUUGCAUGAAGGUUAAGAUGACUGUUCAUCUUUGUGUAUUAUGGCAAAAAAAGAAAACCUUACACGGUUCUGUUGUAAGCAUUUUUGUAAACGUGUGGCUGAAAUCAAACAUUGUUAUCUUAAUGUUUCAAAGCCAAAUGUAAGUUGAUUGUAUUUGCCUUCCAUUUUGGAAUAUGCAAAAUUUCAAUCUUUAACUCCAGUCUUAAAUGGUGGAUCUGAACAUGUACAGCUCAACAGGGAACUCUGGAACCUGACCUGCACUCCUUCUGGUUUGUUCUCCUUGAGUCAUGUUACACGUGCAUCCCAAUGAGAAUGUAGCCCCUUGUCACUAACAUGAAAACUUUGUGAAAUGUGCUUAGUUUUCAAAAAAAUGCAUUUGGUUAAGGUGCUGACAUGAACCCUGUGAAACGUAUCUUAUCAAAAUUUGAACCUUUGUUUUUAAAUAGUUUAAAGCUAAAGUUUCUUUGUUUACUCUGGAACUACAGGUUUAUUUUUUACUGUAAUAAAAUGAAGAUGUAAAGUUCUGUGUAUGUGAGUCUCUGGGGAGAAAAUUGAACUAAUGGGGCUAACUAAAGAUCAAGUGCCAAUCUCCAUAUGUUUUGUAACUUGUUGCUUGGGUUAUCUUCAGAUAACUUAAAACGUGUAUCAGUCACAGCAAUGUGACUAUGAGAUCUUUGCUAAUUUGGAGUAAAUGUCCCCUACUAAUGACCCCAAAGGGUCAUGUUUCUGCUUCUAUUGGAAUGUUAAACAUUGUGCACUUUCAAUAGGUUCUGUUACAUAGUGUCCUCUUCUAACAAAACAUGAUUAUUAAGUAAAUGUGUAUGUGCAGACUUGGGGAGUUUCUGUUGGUUUUAACUUUCUUUUGCUUAAGUGUAAACCUAAAAAAAAAUUACCAAAAUGCAAUGUUUGUUAUUUCAAGUAGCUAUGUAGUCUUGAAGGUCCAAUUUCUGUUUUGGUUUGUGGUGUGGUGUUUUUUGGUUUGUUUUUUUUUUUUCCUUCACUAUGCAGUUAAAAUUGGUAUUUUCCAAAAUAAUUUUCAAGUUAAGAGGAGUCCUCAUAUACCAACCCUUUUGGAAGUUGCUAAAACAUUUAUUUAUGUAAGACAUGGGGUUUGGGGUCUUUUUUAUUACAAAUGUAUGAAUAGCCACAAUCUAUUAUUCCAGACAUGUAAUUUUCUUUCUUCUCAAAGAGGAAGAAAAUUAUUAAGUUAAAAAAAAUUGUCAAUGCUAACAAUGAACAGCAUCUGAAAAAUCAAUGGAUUUAUUUUAUAAAUGACAAAAAUUGGCUAUAUAUGCCUGAUGUCAUGUGUGUUAGAGUUUACAGACAGGACUAAGUAAGACUUGUGGCUUCUACCUCAAGAGAUGAACCAAUUUUAACUGCUUCUGUAGAUCUGUUUGUGUGUUAAAAUGACUAUAGAGUAACACUAAACAGCAGUUAAGCAAACUUGCCUUGUGUGCUUUGGUAGAGCACUAGUCUGUGCUGUGGGAAUCAAGUACUGUUUAAAGGAGACAGUGUUUAUCAUUUACAUUAGAAGUCAGCUACCUGAAGAUUUUUGUUCUUGUCUUUGAAAAAUAAUGUGAUGGGAAAGGUGGAUUGUACCGCAUGACCAUGGAGCUCUGACUGAAAGCAAAUUGCUUUGGAAGCAGAAGUGCUUCAUCAACAAGAAAUCUAAUUAUAUUUUUCAGAGGUGAUGAAUGCAUUGCUGUAUAUGAUCUCUUAGCCCUCUGAAAUGCCAGAAUAUAGGCAGUUCAUCUCACUUCUAUUUACCUGUUUUAAAUCAAAUGUCAUUUUUUGUCAGAUGUGAAUUGUUGUGAAAAGCAUCUGAGGGAACAAAACUGUUUGUUGAAUUUAGCAUAGUCUUUAUCCCUCAAGGUAAUGUUGUCUUUGAGACAGUUUUGCCGAGAUAAACAUUGGUCGCAGCAAAGGUCAAAAUGACUUAGCCUUAAAGUGUUUCUGUCAUUGUAAAAAAUAACUUUAACAGAAACAUGCUUAGAACAUUUCUCCUUUUAAAUGUGGUUUAUAAUUGCUGCUUUAAAAAUCAAAAGGAUGGAUCUUACUCUGAGCAAAUGAAUACUGUAAAUAUCCUUGUCAUACCUUGAAUAAAUGGGUACCUUUUUCUAUAA